CUCUUACAAGCCCUAAUUUCAAAUCUCAAUUUGCUUGUCUAUUAUUUCAUGGCUACAUCAAGACUUAAUGUCUCUUUCCGCUUUCCCGCAAGCAGAAGACUCGACUGCGAGAGCUAUCUCAGUCUGAGAGCUAAGACAGUGACGAUAACAUAUGCCCGAACCAUAGCCGCUCCUCGUCACCAUCUUAUCCGAAGAGCAAACGAAGAUCGGACUUUGGUGGUGAAUGCUGUGGCGGCAGCAGGGGAGAAGCCAAAGAGAAGGUAUCCUGGAGAGCCAAAGGGGUUUGUGGAGGAGAUGAGGUUCGUGGUGAUGAAAAUGCACCCGAAAGAUCAGGUAAAAGAAGGAAAAAAUGAGUCCAACGGUCUUGUAUCAACUUGGAAUUUCACAAUCGAAGGGUACUUGAAGUUUCUCAUGGAUAGUAAGCUUGUGUUUGAGACGCUUGAGUGGAUUAUUAACGAAUCUACUCUCCAAGCUUAUGCCGGGCUCAAAAACACAGGGUUGGAAAGGACAGAGAAUUUGAGUAGGGAUUUGGAGUGGUUCAAGGAACAAGGUUACGAGAUUCCAGAGCCAAUGGCUCCUGGUAAAAUAUAUUCUCAGUAUUUAAAGAAUAUAGCAGAGAAGGAUCCUCAAGCAUUCAUCUGUCACUUCUUCAACAUCUACUUUGCACAUAGCGCUGGUGGUCGAAUGAUUGGGACAAAGGUAUCUGAGAAGAUACUCGACAAUAAAGAACUCGAGUUCUACAAAUGGGACGGUCAACUUUCCGAAUUGUUGCAAAACGUGAGUGAAGAAUUGAACAAAGUGGCUGAGUUGUGGACAAGAGAAGAGAAGAAUCAUUGUUUGGCAGAGACAGAGAUAUCGUUCAAGUUUUAUUGGGAGAUUUUUCGUUUCUUAAUGUCAUAACUUGUGAUGAUGAGCAUCCAAUGGUGACAAAAGUGGCGGGAAGGCCAUCAAGAGUAUGAAAACAAAAUCUAAAAUAAUUGGACCAAGUCUCCAUGAACAUGUCUUUACUUUAUGGCAAAAUAAUAAUAGAAAGUCUAUGUGGUU
Arabidopsis arenosa is the source of this 1044-nucleotide messenger RNA. The record is from the annotation of a GenBank genome assembly. Lineage: Eukaryota; Viridiplantae; Streptophyta; Magnoliopsida; Brassicales; Brassicaceae.